Molecule: messenger RNA, 1680 nt
Organism: Protobothrops mucrosquamatus (brown spotted pit viper)
Lineage: Eukaryota; Metazoa; Chordata; Lepidosauria; Squamata; Viperidae
Product: E3 ubiquitin/ISG15 ligase TRIM25-like
Exons: 6
Coding region: 1-1680 (559 amino acids)
Molecular function (GO): protein binding; zinc ion binding
Source: RefSeq, a predicted model, not a curated record
AUGCAGAAGAUUGGCUUUCUUUUCCUUGAAGACAAUAUAGUGUGCCCAAUAUGCCUAGAGGUAUUCAGAGACCCAGUCACUACAGCCUGCGGGCACAACUUCUGCAUUGAUUGCUUGCAGGUUUAUUGGGAACACCUAGCACUUAUUGGAGAACAACCUUACUGCCCUCAGUGCCAGGAACCCUUGAGUUCAACACCUCAGCUCUGCAAAAAUAUAACCCUGGGAGAAAUUGCAAUGAGAUUUGCACGGGAGGAAUCUCAAGAUCCACAGAAGCUGGCUAGUUUCAAGCAUGUCCCGUGCGAUUUUUGUUUCGCGCGAAAGCUAAAAGCAGUCAAGUCUUGCUUGCAAUGUAUAGCUUCCCUGUGUGAUAACCACAUUCAAUCUCACUACACAGACAAGAUUUUCAAGAACCACCAGUUGGUGGAACCUCUCAGUGACUUGAAAGGCAGCAUGUGUUUAAAACAUCGUAAGCUGCUAGAUCUAUUCUGCAAAGAAGAAGGCAAGUUUAUUUGCCAAAUCUGUGUUCGGGAAGAGCAUAAGAACCAUGAAGUCAUUUCUCUGAAGCAAGAAAGAAGCAAGAAAGAAGUGGAGAUCCAGAGAAUACAUGCCAGUGUGGAAAAUCAGGUCUUGAUGUUGGCAGAAGACCGUCAGAAACAUAGGGCAAGAGUGAAUUACCUCAUGAAAGUGGUGAAGAAUGCCAGAGAUGAAGUUAGUUGGGCCUUUACAGAGUUAAUAAAAGAAUUCAAGAGACUGCAGACCAAGGUGAUGGACUUCAUUGAUCAAGAGGAAAAGUCAGCUUUACUUGAUAUGGGAAAUUCUAUUCAACGCAGACAUAAGCAACUUGCAGAUCUUAAGAAGCAGAAGCUGUGGUUGACAAACCUGAUGGACGAUCCAAGUGACUUUCAAUUCUUGCAGGACUUCCCAAAAAUAAAGGCCAUAACUGAUUGCUCAGAAGCUUUGAUUGGGCUGAAAUGUGAGGAACUCACCAGUUUUGUGGGGAUUAAACAGACACUGAGUGACUUGAAAUCCCAAAUCUCAAUGAUUGGACUCUGUUUCAUCAAUAAAAUCCUUCAGAAGGGAAUCACAAUGGUGCCAUAUGAACUGUUACCCACACCCACAGAUCGGAAGACUCUUCUAAAGUACUAUUGUAUCCUGAAUUUUGAUGCCACCACUGCCAACGAAGAGCUCUUCCUAUUUAAAGAGACUCACUCUGUGCUGAACAUGGGGAUUUUGUUGGAUACCUAUUCAAAACCCACCCCUGGAUUUAACCACUGGCCCCAACUGCUCGGUACCCGCAGCCUCUGUGAGGGCUGCCAUUAUUGGGAGGCUGAGAUUUCAAAUGGCUGGCUAUGCCUAGGCGUUGCCUACAGCUACCAGCAUAGGACUGAAAAAUCGUGCAUGUUGUAUCUGAUUGGCAGGAAUAAUUAUUCAUGGUGCUUGGAGUGGGACUCAGUGAAUUUCUCUGUCUGGCAUAAUAAUAUGCAGACUGUACUGCGUGGUGACUACUACAAGACCAUUGGGGUUCUCCUGGACUAUGCUGCAGGCUCCCUGACCUUCUACGGCAUCACCAGUUCUAUAAACCUCAUUUACCGUUUCUUAACCACAUUCACUGAACCACUGUAUCCAGCUGCCAUGGUAAGCAGCGGGACUUCUAUUACUUUGAAACAACACCCUGAAUAG